Molecule: messenger RNA, 1090 nt
Organism: Carica papaya (papaya)
Lineage: Eukaryota; Viridiplantae; Streptophyta; Magnoliopsida; Brassicales; Caricaceae
Biological process (GO): ubiquitin-dependent protein catabolic process
Cellular component (GO): nucleus
Molecular function (GO): ubiquitin protein ligase activity
Source: RefSeq, a predicted model, not a curated record
UCCAGGAAUAAACCCUGGUUCCCAUUUCGAUUUCCACGAAGGAGGAUUCGUGGGUUGUUAAGAUUUUGUAAAAAGGAAAGUAAUAUAUAUGUAUGUUAAGAUUUAGUAAAUAACUUCCAGAGAGGAAAGUAAAAAGGAGCGGGUUGGUUUCUCGAUUGGAGCAGGAGUUACAGAUAUGGAGCUCUGUAUAAGUAGUAAUCCUCUCCCAGAGGUUGGUUUCACUGCAAUCUUUCUUCACUCUUGUGGAUUUUGCUUAAAAUUACAAACAUGUCGCUAGAAGUCGAUUACCACCUUCGAGUAAACUCUUUACAUCCUCCUUCAGAAUCCCCAUUAAUCAUCAGCUUUCAAAUUUUCCAUGUGCAUCGCGAAUGCAUCGAGGUUGAAGAUGAAACGUUCCAAUUAUCUCCUGAUGAUUGGCAACUCGUGGGUAGCCCUUCUGUUGAAAUUAAUGUUGACUCCUUCGGAAGCCAUGAAGUUACAGAGAUCAUCAGCCUGCUCUAUGAUUUCGACGUUCCCCCUCGCGUCGGGAGAAACCUUGUGCAGAAAAUUCAAACAGAGUUGACCUCGAAGGUUUCCCUUCUCGUCGAAAUAACAAAAUUCAUGAACUUUGUACAUAAGUAUGGCGAAGAACCUGAAAUUACCAGAAUCGUAGACGAAUUUAGAGCGAAUCUCAGCUUGUCGGAACCUAAAACCACACCUGCUGCCAAUUCCGCCAUUGAAGCUUUGCGGAAAUUCGUCUAUGAUGAAGAAGAUGAUGAUUGUAAAAGUAAACAACACUGCACCAUAUGCAUCGAAGAUUUCGUUCGAGGAUCUGAGCUCAAUGAGAUGCCUUGCUCUCAUCUUUUUCACCCAGACUGCAUCGUUGAAUGGUUGCAAGUUAAUCACACUUGCCCUCUGUGCCGCCAUCCCCUUCCCUGCGAAUCCUGAUCUCGUCUCUUUAGAUUUUUCUACACUUUUCAGGAACAUUCCAGAACUCUCUCUCUCUCUCUCUCUGUUAGCCUAGUUGGCUUGUAAUGAUGAAAAACUUUUGUCUUAUAAGAUUACAAUUUUUUUAUUAAUUAAUUAUUACCAAUUAAUUGUUUAGCUUCAA